AUGACCUACCCCAAAGCCACAUAUAUGAAAGCAGCUAGAGUGCUUGCAGAGCAGUUUCAAGAUCAGAAAGGUGGUGAGAAGAAUGACACUGCCUGCAAGAUGAAGUUUUCUGCUCUCAAGACCAGUUACCAUGCUGCAGCAGACCUCAGAUUUGGAGGGUCAUCAUCAGGGUCCAUGUGGACAGAUGAUGGGGGGCUUGCAUGGACAAUAGCUCAGCUUAGUGCUUGGGUGGGGUAUGUGAAGUCCCAUCCUCAUGCCAAGCAAUUCCAGAACAAGAGAUUCCUGCAUUUCACCAUAUUCAACCUCUUGGCAGCCAGCAGUACAGCAAAAGGAAUCCAUGUUCACUGGAUCCAGAGGCAGAAGGCAGGCUCCACAUUGUCUGGCACCAAUUAA
Suillus subaureus is the source of this 393-nucleotide messenger RNA. RefSeq lists its product as uncharacterized. The coding region runs from base 1 to 393 and encodes 130 amino acids. The record is from RefSeq and is a predicted model, not a curated record. The transcript has 2 exons. Lineage: Eukaryota; Fungi; Basidiomycota; Agaricomycetes; Boletales; Suillaceae.